AUGUUCAGCGAAAUCUUCUUAUUCAUUCUGGCAGUCAUUGUGAAUGCGCUCUGCCUAUUCACUGAGGUCUACUUCAGUAUCAGCUUCUCCGAUUUGGAAUGCGAUUACAUCAACCCAAUUGAGUUGUGCAACAAAUUGAACCGUUAUAUUGUUCCAAAGGCUGCUGUGCACGGCGUCUUGUCCAUACUAUUUUUGCUAAAUGGCUACUGGUUUGUUUUCCUCUUGAACCUGCCUCUCUUGGCGUUCAACGCAGAGAAGAUCUACAGAAAGAACCACUUGCUAGAUGCCACUGAGAUCUUCAGAACAUUGGGCAAAAACAAGAAAGAGUCGUUCAUCAAGCUUGCCUUCUUCCUACUCAUGUUCUUCUUCUACCUUUACAGAAUGAUCGCCGCAUUGAUUGCAGACGACUGGGAGUAG
Molecule: messenger RNA, 417 nt
Organism: Pichia membranifaciens NRRL Y-2026
Lineage: Eukaryota; Fungi; Ascomycota; Pichiomycetes; Pichiales; Pichiaceae
Exons: 1
Coding region: 1-417 (138 amino acids)
Biological process (GO): endoplasmic reticulum to Golgi vesicle-mediated transport
Cellular component (GO): COPII-coated ER to Golgi transport vesicle; endoplasmic reticulum membrane
Source: RefSeq, a predicted model, not a curated record